GAUGACUCUCUUUAUAGAUUUUAAGAUUUUGAUCUUUCUCGAACUCGAAAGUCACAUGGCUUAAGAAAGUUCUCGGGACCUCGCAGGCACCCGAGACUCGAAAAUGGCUCUUUUGAGCGUAAUCAUUUGGGGUAUGAACCAAGAGGAAGUUCAAAAUGUUCUAAAACAUAAAAGCGGUUCUCAAAAAGGAAAACAUGCGAAAUUUUAAGCAAAAAUGGCCCGAUAAUUCUCGGGUGUUUCGAGAAACGGGCGCCUGGUAUGAGCCUAAACUCGUCUCACGGAAACUCUGCCGUUCUCUCGUACCCAGCCCUUCUGAUCUCGCAGGUCACGAGACUAACAAGAUAACAAGAUGGCAGCUAAGUCGACGCGGUUUCCGUCUUUGCCGCGCAACAAUCUAUUCUGCUUUGUGUUCUGUCUAGGGACUUUUUUGGUAAAUGGCGAGUUGACUUGUGACAAAAUAGAUGUGUGCUCGUGUCGCAUGAGUGACGGUUCUGGAGUUAUUAGUUUGUGGGAAAUCGACGGGGGAACCUCUGCCAAGUUCAAAAACAUUCCUCAGAUAGGCAGCAGUUAUGUUUUCUCCUAUAACCCUUGUACUGCCAUCUCAGACAAAGGAUGCAAAAAUACUCAUCUCUGCCAGUCGGCAGUGGGUUCCCUAUACUCAUGCGGAACAAGUGAACCUAAAUUUUCAGUAGCCUCUGACAAAUCUGUUCAAAUGUUUUAUGAAGGAGUCAGUCAAGGCAGUUAUGAAAGAUCUGCUAAGAUUACACUCAAUUGUGACAAAUCAAAAUCACAUGGAUCAUUUGAUGACGGCAUCACAGAAACAACAACUAUAGCAUCUUCAGAAUAUAGUGGGACAUUAAAAACAAAAUGUGCAUGUCCUAAUGCAUGUAAAGUGCCAGUAAAUCCGACAGGAUCAUCCAGUCUCAGUGUUGGUAGCAUUAUUUUGAUUGUGUUCUUCCCAUUGGUGUUUCUAUACUUUGUCCUGGGUACGGUAAUCAAUAUAUAUGUGAGGAAAAAGGAAGGCAUGCCAGAUGUUAUCCCCUACAGCUCAUUUUGGUGUGAUCUUCCAUUCUUGAUAAAGGAUGGAGGCAUAUUUUUUUGUGGAAAGGUAAAGUUCUGCUGUCUCUCCUUGUGUGCUAAAUGCAGAGGAGAAUCAUACACUGAAAUUUAGUCUAAUCAUUGAGAUGCUAGAUGAUUCAACUAACAUUUUGAUAUUGUCAUAAUAGCAACCCAUAAUGCCUCAUCUGCAUAUCUGCAAUUUUCAUUUGGAAAUUUUUGUUUGAAACUGUAUUUGUGGAUGGGCUCCUGCUUUUCACCAUGAAUUCUAAGUUCUCACGUAUAAUAUCUAGUUAUUAUAUAGCUUCUAUGAAACCAAGGACUUGAAAACCAAAUAAGCAAGGCUUAAAGAGCCCUUGUCAGCCACGCCUUUGUUAUUGUUUUCAUUCAAUAUUGGAAGGCACAUAAUGUGCGAAAAUCUCGAAAUAACCAUCUCAAAACAAAGUUUAAUACUUUAUUUAGCAAAUCGAAUUGAAAAUAUCGCAUUUGCUUCCACAAAUCAGCCGAAUCACACUUUGCUCGGAUGACAAAAUGGCGGCUGGCAGAGGCUGUUUAAGAAUCCGCCUUCGCUUAUUGUUUGGUUAUUGUAAAGGUUUAAAUAAUUUUGUACAAAGCUUACUUUCAUUAACAAUCAAGACCGUACCCCGUUAAGAGGUGAAUUAGAACACCAUAGUCAUGAUUUCGAAUAAAGAAAUUUCUAGCAUUUCUAGCCCUCAAAUUUCAGAAAUAUUGUGCCAGUUAUAGUUAAGUUGCAUCCCCUAUAGCGAUUCUGCCACCAUCGCAAGUGUUUACUUCCGGCGGGCCGACGAAAGCCUCAACCGAUAAAAGAGAAAAAAAUCCGCGCUUUUUAUCAGGCCACAUUCGCUCUAAAUUAUCAGAGACACACAGUUUUUAAAAUUUUGAAAUAUUUUUCGCGUUUUCAGUUAAAAAUUAUCGAUAAUUGUAACGUAUUUGACCGGAGGUAAACAGGUGCGAUUGUCACUUUAAUCCUGGCUGUGUGUUGAUGAUUGUUGAUCUUUAUAUUCUAUUUUGUUAAUAAAAUGAGGACACGGACAA
Nematostella vectensis (starlet sea anemone) is the source of this 2112-nucleotide messenger RNA. RefSeq lists its product as uncharacterized. NCBI's taxonomy places the organism in Eukaryota, Metazoa, Cnidaria, Anthozoa, Actiniaria, Edwardsiidae. The coding region runs from base 350 to 1171 and encodes 273 amino acids. The record is from RefSeq and is a predicted model, not a curated record. Gene Ontology annotation, cellular component: trans-Golgi network. The transcript is spliced from 7 exons.